Molecule: messenger RNA, 2343 nt
Organism: Acanthamoeba castellanii str. Neff
Lineage: Eukaryota; Discosea; Longamoebia; Acanthamoebidae
Exons: 18
Coding region: 1-2343 (780 amino acids)
Biological process (GO): lipid metabolic process
Source: RefSeq, a predicted model, not a curated record
AUGUUGCGGGCGCACUCGGUGGUUCGGCCAGACUUGAGCGAGGAGGAAGAGGACCCGCGGCUGCUGCUCAAUGGCUCGCUGGCGUCGGACGGCGACUUCUCGGAGACUGAGUCGUACGGCUCGCCGCUCCCGCAGCCGCGCACUGGCACCCACCGCCAUCGCUACGACGACGACAGCGGCGAGCACGGCAGCGUCUUCGCUCCCGCCGUGCUGCCCGCUGGCCACCGCAAGAGCCUCAAAUCCCUUCCCAAAAUGCGUCGGCUCAAGGAGUCGGUGUGGGACUUUGUGUCGGUGAUCACGUACCUGUACUGUAUGUAUGUGUUCGUGGUGGUGUUCGUCACCACCAUCUCCUUCAGCAUCAACUUCCUGUCGCAGCUCAUCUUCACCUGCGCCACCGCGCGCAACUUCAGCAGCGCCGUCUACCCCGUCGUCGUCAUCGCGUUGAUCAUCUUCGGGUUGUACGCGGUCACCGCCUUCCCGAUCCUGAUCCAUGACGUGUUCGCGCUCGUGGCCGAUUCGGUGCCGCGAAGGGCGCAAUACCGCAAGUUCGCCGAUCGUCUCCUCUUCACCACCCUUCCCCAACGGGUGCUGUCGCGGUGGUACAGUCCCGAGGCGUCGCUGCUGCUGCCGGCGCGCGAGGUCGACACGCGGCGGCACGCCGUGGUGCGCACCAUCAUCAUCGUGCCGUCGGUCAUCGCCGCCAUCCCGGUGGCCGUCGUGGCCGGCGACGUGUCGCUCUUCCCCGCCUGGUUCCUCUGCAUCUCCUUCCUCGUGUGCCUGGGCCUCGCCGUCCUCUUCAUCAUCACCGGCUACUUUAAGGCGCUGUCGGAGCACUGCGAGUACUACCGAUGGAUUCGCGUGCAGUGGGCCGAGGCGCCCUACAAGCUGCCCGGAGGCGGCAGCGCCGGAGAGUCGGAGCGGAGCGGCGACGCGUCGUGGGGCCGCGCGCUGGUCAUCCGCACGGGCCUCGUCCUGGCCGCCCUCGCCACUCCGCUCUCCUUCCACAAUGCCGUCAAGGGGCACCGGAUGGAGGUGGCGGAGCAAGAGGCCCUGGAGGAGGAGGUGGCCAUCAACCUGGGCUUCGUGCCUCCGCGCAAGCAGCCCGGCUGCUUCCGCUCCUGCUUCCGCGCUACGAAGCGUGUGCUGUGGUCGUCGACGUGGCUCCUCCUGCCGCUGUCCGUCUUCGUGAUCGUGACCAUGUUUUGUCUCAUUUCCGUGCGCGCUGGCGUAUCGGCGCUGCUGUUCUUCCUCCUGUCGUUUCCGGCGGUGGGCAUCGCCUUCAAGCACAUCUGGAAGGGCAAGGCCUCCAUCUGGCCCCUCGCCGUGUACGUGGUGCUGUUGGGCCUCACGCUACUCGGGUUCGGGUUCCUGCUGGGCAGCCUCAGCACCCAGACCCAGGCGGCCCACAUCUCCCCCGACAGCCCCGCCCUCCUCAACCUCCUCCCUCCGCCCCUCCCUCUCGACUCUUCUUCCGCCACUUCAUCAUCGCCCUCCUCCCCUCCUCAUCUCAUCUUCUUCUUCUUCAUCAUCACCUUCUUCGCCAUCGUCGUCUACCAGCUUUGUAACGCCCAGUGGGGCGAUCUCGACAUCGUAGACUUCGGCCUUCUCUCCUGGCUGGCGUAUUUCGAGAUCAACUCGACGGACUACUGGCGCUACGCCGACCAUUGGUUCAAUGGGUCCGACUGGCAGCUCCGCCACUUCCAGCAGGAGCCCGUCCACUUCUUCGACUUCUACUCCCCUUCUCGCAACCUCUCCGUCGUUAGCGUGCGCGGCACGGCAUCGAUCGUGGACGGACUGGAGGACCUGGACCUGUGGUCGGAGGCGCUCCAGCUGGAGCUGGUCUCGAUGGUGUUCCCGUUCGUCUUCACCUGGCCCGACUCCUCCACCGCCGUCCUCGUUCAGGUGAUGUCCUACUUGGAGCGCAUGUUCGUGCCCACGGACGACGACUUCUCCUACUUCAGCUCCGUGCUGGCCUACGUGCAACUGAUCAAAUCGCAGCGGAAGGUGAUGAUGACGGGCCAUUCGCUCGGCGGCUCGGUGGCGCAGGUGGUGGGCGCCAAGGAGGGUCUCCCCGCGAUCACCUACAACGCCCCCGGCAUCGUCUACUCACGCCGGAAAUUUGGCGUCGAAUUUGAUGCCAUCCAGCAAUGGACAGCCACCAUCCGGACGACGUCGGACUUGAUCUCGGCGAUCGACCAGCCCGGCGGCACGGUGCAGGACGUGCGGUGCGACACGGAGAUGGCCUUCCCCGACUGCCACUUCCUGGGCCACCUCCUCUGCCCGCUCCUCCGCGGCGGCUGCGGCCACCACACCCUCGACCAGCCCUCCCCCAUCGUGUGCUGA